This is a messenger RNA of Platichthys flesus (European flounder), 1140 nucleotides long. Its product is annotated as dual specificity tyrosine-phosphorylation-regulated kinase 4-like. Gene Ontology annotation, molecular function: protein serine/threonine/tyrosine kinase activity; protein serine/threonine kinase activity; ATP binding. The transcript is spliced from 11 exons. NCBI's taxonomy places the organism in Eukaryota, Metazoa, Chordata, Actinopteri, Pleuronectiformes, Pleuronectidae. The record is from RefSeq and is a predicted model, not a curated record. Bases 1 to 1140 code for a protein of 379 amino acids. Gene Ontology annotation, biological process: peptidyl-serine phosphorylation; peptidyl-threonine phosphorylation.
AUGUCCCCUGAAUAUGUUCUGAGGAAUUUCGUGCCAUAUUUGACAAACUAUGAGCAGACAGAGAUUAGUCACUACAAACACGUGUGGUACCUGGGAAAGAUGACAACAAACAAGAUUAGGUGCAGCACCAAGAAUCCACAGUUAUUCAACUUUGGCUUCGACACUGAGGAGGGACUGUACAAGGCAAUUGUCAAUGACCACUUGGCAUACCGCUAUAAAAUCUUGGCAGUUAUUGGGAAUGGCUUCUCUGGAGAGGUUCUCAAAUGCUAUGAUUAUAAGACAAAGCAGUUUGUGGCCAUCAAGGUCUUUCGAAACAAAGACAGCGUUCUUAAGCUGGCAAAGUCGGAAAUGAAGGUUUUAAAAGCCCUGAAAGAGAGUGACAAGAAUAACUCAGCCAACAUCGUCCACAUGAAGGAGCACUUCAACUUCCGCCAUCACCUCUGCAUCACUUUUGACCUCUAUGAUGGAGACCUGUAUAGGGUGAUGAAACGCAAGGAUAAGCAUCAAGUCACAGAGGACGAGCUCAAACAGUACACUGUAGCCAUCCUGAAAUGUCUGCAGCUGCUCAGAAAGAAGAAUAUUGUCCAUGGCGACCUAAAACCGGAAAAUGUCCUGGUCCGCAAAAAGAAUGAUGAGAGGCAAUCAGCAGUCACUGACUUUGGAGGGAGCUUCUUUACGACUGAAAGGGUGAAACCUCUCGUGUUCACUCUGAGCUACAUGUCUCCAGAGCUGCUGCUUGGUAAAAAGUGCAGAACGGCCAUUGACAUGUGGAGCUUGGGUUGCAUCGUAGCUGAGCUCCACCUCAGUCAGCGUCUCUUCAAAGGACCUGACAAGCAUUCCAUUUUCAGCAGCAUAAUGGAGUUAUUAGGUGUCCCUCCAGAAGAGCUGUUGGAAGGCUCGCCCCAAAGGAAACAGUUCUUUGACUCUAAUGGGAACCCAAGACGGAUGGAAACUACACAAAAAUUGAGGACCUCUGUGGCCACAAAGCUGAAAUCUAAGGAUGCCGAUUUCAUUGAUUUCAUUGAGAGCUGCCUUGAAUAUGAUCCAAAAAAGCGCAUGACACCAGACCAAGCCUUGCGCCAUCCAUGGAUUGUGAAACUCUUCGAACCAAAAACAAGUUCUCGAUUAGAUCUAGUCUAA